This is a messenger RNA of Serpula lacrymans var. lacrymans S7.9, 1435 nucleotides long. RefSeq lists its product as uncharacterized. Bases 149 to 1348 code for a protein of 399 amino acids. Gene Ontology annotation, molecular function: D-arabinose 1-dehydrogenase [NAD(P)+] activity. Gene Ontology annotation, cellular component: cytosol. Gene Ontology annotation, biological process: dehydro-D-arabinono-1,4-lactone biosynthetic process. The transcript has 5 exons. Lineage: Eukaryota; Fungi; Basidiomycota; Agaricomycetes; Boletales; Serpulaceae. The record is from RefSeq and is a predicted model, not a curated record.
GCUUUCGACUGUCUUGCUCCUCUAUUGUAGUUGAUUGGAGUAUCAAUUCUGAUUUUUUUUUGAUUAUCUGAUUUGUCGGUUUCUAGUGGUUACAUUAUCCUUCUUUAUUUAUCUUCCUUUCUAUUCUGCCAGUGCGAUACACGCGAACAUGGUUUCUCGUCUCGACGAUCCACAGCCUACGUUCCCUUUGCCGCCAAUCGAAGAGAUCCCAGAUGAGGUGGAGGACAAGCCCCUGAAGGAUAAACUGAUAGAGACUCGUUUAGGAGCUUUGGAUCUGCCUCCAGUCAUCUUUGGGGCUGCAUCCUUCUCAGCGUUUUAUAACGCGGCUGAUCAUGUAAGCGGGGUGAUACCCGUUCGUACUACGAGACUUGCGCUCCGCUACGGUAUUCGUGCGUUUGACACUUCGCCAUACUAUGGGCCAUCGGAGAUUAUUUUGGGAAAUGCGCUGAAAGCCCUUGAACAAGAGUUCCCUCGGUCAUCAUAUAUCAUUAUGACGAAAUGCGGGCGAUUUGGCAGUGAUCCAGCCUCUUUUGACUAUUCACCGAAGGGUGUCCGCGCCAGCGUACAACGUAGUCUCACACGGCUACACACUUCGUAUCUCGAUAACGUAUAUUUGCACGACGUUGAGUUCCUAGCUAAUUCUGUUGCUCCUCGCUUGUCGGGCAGCCAUCUUGGGGCGUUAGGAGCAGAAGAAGAAGCAUAUGGGCUGAAUGAAGGGCAAGAGAGUAAAAUCUGGGGAGAAGGAGAUCAAAAAAUAUUAGGGGCAAUUGGAGAGCUGAGGAAAAUGCAAGAGGAGGGAAUCAUCAAGAACAUCGGUAUUAGUGGUUAUUCUUUACCAACGCUCCUUCGCCUGACUUUGCUCGCCUUGCACACGGCGCCUUACAAGCCCUUGGAUACUCUACUUUCCUACUCGCAUCUUGACUUGCAGAACGCUUCUCUGGAGGCAUUCCUGCCUGCAUUCUAUGAGCGGGCAAAGCUAAGACAAGUUCUCACUGCCUCUCCAUUCAGUAUGGGCCUCCUCACCCACUCACCUCCCUCAUGGCAUCCUGCAUCUCCCGAGAUCAAGCAGGCUGUUGUGGACGUGUCGCAGAUCGUAGAGUCUUGGAAGGGUGGGCUACCUGAUGUAGCAUUAGGGUAUGCUUUUCAGAGGGCAAAAGUGCAAGGGAUGCCGAUUGUUGUGGGUCUGAGUACGCUGAAGGAUGUGCAUGAGAGUGCAAGGACGUGGAAGGAGAUUGAAGGAGGCAGCGAGGAAGAGAGAAGUGGGAGGAGGAAAUAUGAGCAGGACGCGAGGAACUUGUUUGAGGCACGGGGCUUGUUGGACCACUCAUGGAAAACGCCAUCUUUCUAAGAGAUUGUCCAUGGUCAAUGUUUUCUUAGCUGCAUAUACAAGGUGAAAUGUUAUCAGAUAUCGCUCUAAUUUACUUGGUUCGUCAAA